Molecule: messenger RNA, 577 nt
Organism: Capsella rubella
Lineage: Eukaryota; Viridiplantae; Streptophyta; Magnoliopsida; Brassicales; Brassicaceae
Product: paired amphipathic helix protein Sin3-like 3
Exons: 2
Coding region: 183-455 (90 amino acids)
Biological process (GO): negative regulation of transcription by RNA polymerase II
Cellular component (GO): chromatin; histone deacetylase complex
Molecular function (GO): transcription corepressor activity
Source: RefSeq, a predicted model, not a curated record
AAGGGAUUAUUGACAUACGCAUGCACUUAUUUUCUCUUUAGUUCUAGUAAUUCUGAAUUAAUUAGAUCCUUGAUGCAAUUUUUUUUUUCCAAAAUUUUAAAGUUACUAUUAAAGAAUAGUUAAAAAAAGCCACUCUCUUUAAUUUUUUUUUGCAAAUGAAGAUUUUCGACUAAUUUUAAACCAUGGCGGGAGAAGGAAGUAAACCGAUGGCUACGAAAGAUGAUGCAUAUGCAUACCUUAGGACUGUGAAGAAUAAAUUUCAUAAUGAACGUGAUAAAUAUGACGAUUUUGUAGCAAUCAUGAACAAAUUCAAAGCUCGGAAACUUGAUAGGAAUGCUUGCAUAGAAGAGGUAAAGGAUUUGCUUAAAGGACAUCGAGACUUGAUUUCGGGUUUCAAUGUAUUCUUGCCAAAAUGUUUGGAGAUCGCUGAUUGGUACAACUUAGAGGGUAGGUGAUCGAUGUAUGUAGCCUCUCUCUGGUUCAUGAUAUUCUUCUUAAUAAGUAGAAUCUGCUUUGUGAUUCGUUCUCUUUCUUUCAUUAUAUAUGGACUCAUCAUGUAAUAUAUAUUGGAUUUAGC